Messenger RNA from Akanthomyces muscarius, 225 nucleotides. RefSeq lists its product as uncharacterized. The record is from RefSeq and is a predicted model, not a curated record. Bases 1 to 225 code for a protein of 74 amino acids. The transcript has 2 exons. NCBI's taxonomy places the organism in Eukaryota, Fungi, Ascomycota, Sordariomycetes, Hypocreales, Cordycipitaceae. Gene Ontology annotation, cellular component: mitochondrial inner membrane peptidase complex.
AUGAAUCAAUGGGAAUGUGAGCUGAAGGAUGAGUCGAUGCAGCACAGUCCAAUCAGUUGCUGGCCUGUCACACGUUUCUUUCGAGUGUGCAAAGACAAAAAGGUCACUUUUUCGGUAGAGACCACGGCUUGGGAAGGGAAGACUAGCGGCACGUUGCCGCCUCCCAGCAGUACUCACAAUCAGAGCACGACAUUCCAAUGGACGAAUAAUUGGUCAGAGUCGUGA